Myotis daubentonii (Daubenton's bat) is the source of this 1918-nucleotide messenger RNA. RefSeq names its product leucine rich repeat containing 10B (gene LRRC10B). Lineage: Eukaryota; Metazoa; Chordata; Mammalia; Chiroptera; Vespertilionidae. The record is from RefSeq and is a predicted model, not a curated record. Gene Ontology annotation, cellular component: cytoplasm. Gene Ontology annotation, molecular function: protein binding.
AUGGGCAUCGCCGAGUCCACCCUGGACGAGCUGCCGUCGGACGCGGAGGAGCAGCUGCGCCACGGCGAGCAGCAGCUGGAGCUGAGCGGGCGGCGGCUGCGGCGGCUGCCCAGCGCCGUGUGCACGCUGAGCCGCCUGGAGAAGCUGUACGUGAGCGGCACGGGACUGCGCGAGCUGCCGGAGGAGAUCGAGGAGCUGCGCGAGCUGCGCAUCCUGGCGCUCGACUUCAACAAGCUGGAGCGCCUGCCCGACGGCCUGUGCCGCCUGCCGCGCCUCGCGCGCCUCUACCUGGGCGGCAACCGGCUGCUGGCGCUGCCCGGCGACUUCGCCCAGCUGCAGAGCCUGCGCUGCCUCUGGAUCGAGGGCAACUACCUGCGGCGCUUCCCGCGGCCGCUGCUGCGCCUGGGGGCGCUCCAGUCGCUGCAGAUGGGCGACAACCGGCUGCGCGCGCUGCCCGCCGACCUGCCGCGCAUGACGGGCCUGCGUGGCCUCUGGCUCUACGGCAACCGCUUCGAGGAGUUCCCGCCCCCGCUGCUGCGCAUGGGCCGCCUGCACAUCCUCGACCUGGACCGCAACCGCCUGGGCGGCUUCCCGGACCUGCGCCCGCUGCGCUCCCUGCGCGUCUUCUCCUACGACCACAACCCGGUCACCGGGCCGCCACGCGUCGCCGACACCGUCUUCCUCGUGGGCGAGGGUGCCGUGGAGCGCAUGGCCGAGCGCGACGAGCCCGUCCCCCGGCGGCCGCCCCGGCGCCCGGCGCGGGCCUUCGAGGAUGAUGAGGAAGAGGACCUGCUCAUGGGAGGCGGGGGCUCCCGGGCCCUGGACGCCGCUCCAGGACUGGGCACCUGAGCCUGUACUCUGGGUGAUGGACUAAAGCCGCUCUGGGAGGAGGGGCUCUGGGAAGCUCCGUGGGAGCGGUGGGCAGAGCGGGGCCACUUUGGGGGAGUGGCAGGGAACCGGCAGGCCUGGGGGCCACCUUCAGACAGUCCUGGGCGGUCCUCAGACCCGGGGGCACGGGCUCCAGCCAGCCCCCUGUGCCUGUGUCCGGCCCCUGAGAGCGGCACUGACAGCACAGUAGAGAGGUCAGCUUCCUCCUGGAAAGGGGCCACUGCUGUCGGUGGAACCAGCACGUGGCUGAGCCGGAUGCCCAGGGGGGCCACCGCCCUCCCCCCUCCUGGAGUUUGGCCCUCCUAGGACGCCUUUCUGGUGCAGGAGCCCCCGCCUCUGGAGGGGCCACUGCGGUGAGGCGGGCCUGGCCGGGGCAGAGGCCUGCAGGGGCCGGUGCCCAGGAUAGAAGCGGGAAACUGGGAUUGGGGCCCACACACCGCAGCUGCCCUCGCCCCUCUACCGGGGCGCAUUGGACAUACCUCCCUCCCCAGCCCCCCCCCAGUUUGUAUGGGGAAGCGGGGCUCAGGAGGCAGGGUCUGCACCUCUGCCUUGUACCCAGUUCUCUCCUCCCAGCUUGUGCCUGGAAUCUGGCUGCUCCCUCCCCCGCCUGAGCCUCCCAGCUGUCAAGGUUGACAAGCAGCCACUCUGCCUGGAGGCCUCCUGCACUGAGGAGAGCGGUGCAGGGCUGGGGAGGCCGCCUAGCGCCUUUCCCACUGCCUGCACUCUCCAUUCCCUUAAAUGGGCACAGGCAGGGUGGCUGGCACGGCGCGGGGCAUGGGACGAGCACUGUGUGCCUCUCCUCCGUCACCAGGGACAGCCUCAAGUGGGUGAGGAGGGGCCCGCACGCUGCCAUUCCCGGGGCCAGACCUUUCCCAUCCGAGCAAUAAUGGGCAUGGGCGGGGCGGGCGGGGCCAGGGACACUCAGGGACACGCUCAGGGCCCGGGGCCCCACGUGGUGGUGGUGGUUUCUUUAGGAAGAAGAAAAAAACCGGCUGCAAGCAAAUUACAUUUCUUGGAGAAAGAAUGUGCA